AUGGCAGCAAACGUCACUCUUGAUUCUAGUCGUGAUCUUCGGCAUACACGAUUGAUUCUUUUAUCGGUGCUUUUCUCAGUUGGUCUCACGGGUUGUUCAAUAGUUAUAUAUUGGUUAAUACGUUAUGCAAGAUGGCACAUGAGAUCAGCACGCAUCUGUUCGCUUAUAUUAAAUUUAGUUAUUGCUAAUCUAUCUGUAUAUAUAUUCGCCACUGGUAUUCAAAUAUUUUGGGAAUUUCAAACAAAUCGACAAUGGCCAUUCAAUGAUUUCCUAUGUCGUAUAACGAAAUUUUUUCAAAGCUUUUCCAUUCUUUCUGCUACAUAUAUCGUCGUUUUGAUGGCUAUUGAUCGUUGUAUUGCAAUAGUAACACCGUUAAAAGCCGGUCAAAUUCGCGUACUCUAUCUCUGUGGUAGCGCAUGGUUGUUAGCGGGCCUUCUAUCAACACCGAAUAUGUUCAUAUUUCAUUUACGCGUCGAUAGCACCGGUCGUCAUUGUACGGCCGGGUUUAAUCAGCACUCGACGCGUACUGGACGUCGGAUCUAUCUGACAUUUAUUUCACUCGUUGUUUAUUUUAUACCGUUUCUUGUUCUUUUUCUUUGCUACACAUUAAUUUUUAUCAAGUUACUAUGGCGUGAACGUGACCAACAGAGUCGAUUGUUUGCCCCAAAAUCAUUUUGUUGCUCGUGGUUAUUGGACACGAAAUCGACUUAUUCACCGCAAAUGACGUUAGAAACAACAAAUGCAAGAUCAGGAUCAACACGUUCAUCUUUCACAGAAUUUGAUGCGCGACGAAAACGUGCCAAUACGUACGCAAAAGCUCGCACAAAGACAUUUCGAAUGAUCAUCGUGCUCGUUCUGUCCAUGAUUAUUUUCGGUGCACCGUAUUACUGUCUAGAAUUGUAUGUUGCUUACACUGGACGGCAUCCGACUGAUCUAGUAACCGCUUUAGCUGGUGGAGCAGCUGUUGCGCCUUCAUCACUAGAUCCAUGGAUAUUUCUUGUUUUCUGGGCUAAUUGGAAUCAACGAGCUAAUAUUGGUAGUAGUCGUCGAUUGGGCAAUGGAAGUUUACAACAAAAACAGCAGCAGCAGCAACAACAACAACAACAACAACAACCAUGCUUACAAGUGCGACGAACGAUGCGAGCAAAUACAACUGGUACAUCAUCAUCGAGUGAUCGGCGUCAACAUCAAAACGUACUUGUUGUUGGCCAAUCACCUAUGCCACCUUAUACGAUAAGAUGGAACUCAACUCAUAAGAAACAAUGCCUGUCGUAA
This is a messenger RNA of Adineta ricciae, 1275 nucleotides long. The record is from the annotation of a GenBank genome assembly. Lineage: Eukaryota; Metazoa; Rotifera; Eurotatoria; Adinetida; Adinetidae.